Phytophthora nicotianae INRA-310 is the source of this 3656-nucleotide messenger RNA. RefSeq lists its product as hypothetical. Lineage: Eukaryota; Oomycota; Peronosporomycetes; Peronosporales; Peronosporaceae. Gene Ontology annotation, cellular component: membrane. The transcript has a single exon. Gene Ontology annotation, biological process: phosphatidylinositol metabolic process; cell surface receptor signaling pathway; G protein-coupled receptor signaling pathway. The coding region runs from base 1 to 3198 and encodes 1065 amino acids. The record is from RefSeq and is a predicted model, not a curated record. Gene Ontology annotation, molecular function: phosphatidylinositol kinase activity; G protein-coupled receptor activity.
AUGUCCGAACCGCAUACACUCUCUUCCGUCCGCAUUCCCGAGUGCGCACCACGGCGGACCGACGUCCCCAGCAGCGGCAGCACGACGUCCGCCUCGCACCGCCGCAGCAGUGUGUCUCCGCCCGUGCCUCUGCUCCAGUCCCCUCGCGCCAUAAUGUACGACGAGCGACACGCUCCCACGUCCUCGUCGCAGUCUCUGGGCGUGUCUUCCUCCACCGUCUCGGACCCGGACGUCAACAUGCUCCAAGAGGACGACCACACGCCUCCCGCCGCUCUGCGCACGUGCAUGCAGUCCACUACGCGCUGGUUCCAGCUCGUCAUGUUCUUCGCCUUCGUCAUAGCGCUAGUAUUGGCUAUGGGCAGCUCCUACGACAACCUGAGCCCAGGACUCAUCUGGGGCGGCGUACUCUCGAUUUUCUCCGUCUUUUUCGUCAUCUUAUCGUACGCCAGCGUGCCCAGCUACCGCCAGCACCCUAAUCCGCUUGUAUUCUGGCGUACUAUCGCCGACGCUGUGUUCGUGAUGCAGCUCAUGGCGCAACAGUUCGUGCGUUGUCUAUUCUUCGAUUGUGUGCCGCUCUGUAGCAGUACGAACCUGCAGUGCGGCUGCAGCACAGACAGCGGCGCUGGAUCCACUUGCGAAGUGUUCGCUGGGCUCUUUGAGUUCACAUUACUGGCCUCUGAGUGCUGGUUCUUCUGUAUGACGGCGAACCUGCUCAUGAGCCUCACAAACCCGUUCACGGACUUCAAGAGGAACACGCGCAUGUUCCACUUGGGCUCGUGGUUUGUCCCUCUCGUUUUGGGUCUUUUACUAAUGAACACAGACGACUGGGCUGGAUAUUCCGACUUGGGGGUGUGCUGGACCAACGCGCUCAAGAACUUACCGGCCGACAACAUGGCCGGAUGUCCUUCCGGGUACGAGGUGACAGAUAAUUUUACUGACUACAAGGUGGUGAACGCGAAUAUCAUCAGUUGGCUCUUCUUCUACGUCUGGAUGGGGCUGUUCAUCAUCUCGGGCAUUGCAGUGUGGGUCUGGGCCUGGAAGAGGUUGAGCGAAGGUAUGCCAGAGACUUAUGCCGUGCGAGUGCAGAGUAUCAACCGCGCUAGAUUCAACGUGUUCGCCGUAACGUUUUACUGGAUUAUCGUGGUUAUUGUAUACAUCAAGUUCUUGUCCCGCGACCGAUCAAAGCCGGACAAGUCGAGUGAAUUGCUGAACUUCCUCAUUGCCGGCAAGGGAUAUCUCGACUUGGUCAUCUGGUUCGCGUUGAACGACUUCCACGUUGCGCACUUUACACGCUGUCUUGGAGAAAAUACAGGCGAGAUCGAUGUGGAUCUGAACCCGCAGGUGAACGCGGCGCUACGUCGCGAAGUGCUGUUCUACACGACGUCAGGUAUUAUUCAAGCUGUGCAGGCAGCAGAGCGUCUCCCGGCGUCGCAGCGUAUCCAGCAUCUGGCUCUACUACCACAGACGAAGGCGAACGUCACGACUGCUGCGGCUUUUACAGCGGUUCCUGUUACCGAGAGCGGGAGCGCUGCACACCCAUCCGCGGCUUAUGCUGCGUAUCGCCAACAGCAGUCGAACGAUGUGGAACGUGAAGGAACGAAUGGUGCUGGCGCGUUUGAUGAAAACAUGCGUGUGGCUAAGAAUUCGCCGCGUACCAAGACCUUCCACGACUACGAGCCUCACGCUUUCAAGAAGAUUCGUGAACGAUUCGGCGUCAACAACGAAGCCUAUCUACAGGCACUGUCAGCCACAGCGAAGGAGCGUCUGAGUGAAGGCGCUAGUGGCGCGUUCAUGUUCUACUCGGCUGACGGUUCUCUUAUCGUGAAGAGUACGAGCAAGGAGGAGUGUUCGUUCCUCCGCAGUAUCGCUCAGGACUACGCUGACUAUCUGUGCAAUAACCCUCGCUCUCUGCUACUGCGUUUCUACGGUUGCCAUUGUCUCGAGCUGUACGGCAAGCAGUUCUCUUUCGUCGUCAUGGCUAAUCUAUUCGAUACGGACCAAGUGAUCCACUCUCGUUACGAUAUCAAGGGAUCGUGGGUGAAUCGUCACGGUGACCUACCGAAACGUGGCAAGAAGGUGACGUGUCGCCACUGCAACCGCAAGUAUAUUUACCAGAAUUCGGCCCCGGAGAAUGCGAACUGUACGGUCCGACUGGGCGGCCACGAACCGAAUGUGGUGCUGAAAGACUCGGAUCUUACGCAGAAGCUGAACCUUGACCGUGAUGUGGCACUUGAACUGUAUCAGCAGCUCUCAGCUGACACCCAGUUGCUAUGCUCGUUUGGUAUUAUGGAUUAUUCACUGCUUAUGGGCAUUAACGAAGUGGAAUACGUCGUGGAUGAAGGCAACAGCACGGACGACGAGACUGAAGCGGCCCACACGCCGACCCAGUCGAGUGCACAAGGCACGAAGCCUGGAAGCAACCAACAGCGAUCUUCCGUGUACAACCCGUUCACUGAGAACUCGAUGAUGGACCCACGCAGUGGCGGUGCGCAGAAUUUAGCAAGAUCGAAAGGUCCUCCGCCAGUUCAGAACCCAUCCUCGAAGGCUCGUCACCACGCCAGUGUGUCCUCGAACGUGGGCUCGUAUAACGCUCGGCCGACUAUGGGGGAACCGGUAAUGCAUCGAAAAGUAUCAAAGCCCCGCGAAUACUCCAAGAACCGCAGUCGCAAUGGACGCACUGAAAGCAACACGUCAUCUUCUGGACGACGACUGCCGCGCUCUGGCAUGCGCAUGGCCAACACAGUUGUGGGUCCAGCUUACUACCAUCUUGGUGUGAUUGAUAUCUUGCAGACUUGGACCUUCCAGAAGCGUAUGGAGCGCUUUUUCAAGAUUGCGUUCAAGGGGGUCGACGGUGACGGACUGUCCGCUAUCCCACCCAAGCUGUACCAGGCACGUUUCCAGCUCAAGAUGGCGGAUAUCCUGGGUGUAGAAGACCUCGUGAGUGGCGACAACGCCGAUCUGGACCUAUUUACACAGCAGAACUCGCACAUGGACGUGGACACGCAGCAGGUGGACCAGCAAUUCAACAUCCAGUCCAUCCGAUCACUGGCGUCCUCGGAGCUCGUAGCGAUUAACCCCAUGGAUUCCCAUUACGCGAACAGCCGCUCGUCUUCAAACUUGCGGCAACGUAGCACGGAAAACUCACAGUCUGUCGGCCAGGACACGGAGGAGUACACGGGCAUUGAUUACCACUUGUAGGCACGUAAGAUGAAAUGACGAUUUUGAGAAAGCUACUCCGAGGCAGCGCGAGGUCAUUGCAAAUGCCAAGUUAUACAGCGAAGAUGAUAGUGCCGACACUGUGGAGAAGUACAUGUAAUCACUGAACUAUGCAGCUUUUCGUUUGCCACCACACGCGUCCUGGGUAGCGAAAUUUUGGGGAGGGGCUGAAAGUGGCAACUUCGCUUUGAUGCAGCUCAGCUUUGAAUACCCUCUGCGAAUUACAUGUAGGCUGAAGAGUGCGCAAUGCAGUGCUACGCCAACAAAUGUUGCAUUAUCUUCACAUCUUGACCUCGCUAACAAUAAUUGGAGAAGAUUGGCCAAAGCAAGGAAAAACACGCGUGGCAAUCCAGAGAAUGCUCUCUAUUUGCCAAUCCUUGCAAGUUACAGAUACAUGCAGCUUACGCUUGGUGAUAGACUCAAGUUUGAGCAUAAUUCGC